Fusarium oxysporum Fo47 is the source of this 828-nucleotide messenger RNA. RefSeq names its product polyamine acetyltransferase. Gene Ontology annotation, molecular function: aralkylamine N-acetyltransferase activity. Gene Ontology annotation, cellular component: cytoplasm. The transcript has 3 exons. The record is from RefSeq and is a predicted model, not a curated record. Lineage: Eukaryota; Fungi; Ascomycota; Sordariomycetes; Hypocreales; Nectriaceae. The coding region runs from base 1 to 612 and encodes 203 amino acids.
AUGUCUCUCUAUGCUCGACAACUCAACAUCAAUGACCUAGAGCGGUCACUGGCCGUUGAAACUGCCGCGUUUCCUCCCGCCGAGGCCGCCACUCGCCAAAAGGUUAUUGAGUAUCGCUUGACAGUAUGUCCUGAGAUAUGCAUUGGCCUCUUUCUUCGGGCUGGGGCCAGCUUGCCGUCUCCCAUUCCUCAUGACAUCCCAUUCGUGGAGGAAUCGACAUCCAGCGACGAUGUGCUCCUCGCGCAUGUCAUCUCUACUAAAACGACCAACAAACCUGUGAGAGAUGAAGACAUGGACUACCCUCGCAACUGGAAAGAAGACCCCCAAGGUGACUAUGCCGUGGGUCACAAGAAGAAUGGAAGAACGAUUGCUCUCCACGCUCUUGCUGUCGCUCCCGAUUACCAGAGGGCCGGGCUAGGCAAGGCCAUUAUGCGCGUUUAUAUUGAAAGAACGAAGUCACUCAAUUCCGCGGAUCGUAUAUCUAUCUUGACGUAUGACCGUCUUGUUCCGUAUUAUCAGAGACUUGGAUUUGAGCACUAUGGGAAGAGCGAGUCUGCAUAUGCUGGGGUAGCUUGGCACGAUCUUUCUUACAUACUAUCUUCGUCUGUGUGAGAGACCCCUACAAUGGUGAUGUUAGAUGUGUAGCGUGAUGGACUUCGGAAUGAAAAGGCUCGCGUGGCCUAGAAAAUCAGGCGGCCUGCUGCAAAUCUUGUAAGACUAAUAUGUAGAUGAUUGCUAGCUAUAAGGUUCAACUUCAGGCUGCUAACACAGACAAUGUGGACACAAUAUUCUGUUUUUCACCAUAAGCUUCUACCCAGUCUGGUGAGA